CAAGAGAGGUGCUGAUUGGAUUGCCUCAAGGCCAGAGCCUGCUGGCAAGCCCUUGGCACAUCUGAUGGUGUGACCGUGGACCCUGCUCUGCUGUAGUGCCCGCAGGAGAGGAGACACACUGUGACCAUUUGCUCAGGGUAACAAAAUCCCUGUGGAGAAGGGGUGAAGAGUAUCGCUCCCCACCCCGGGGUGCAGGAGCGGGGCCCCCGGAGGUGCACGGCCCCAGUCUGCGGGCACGACACAGCCCUAAGCAUGACAGAAGAAGUCCCAUCAGCAUCUGGCAUGCCCGAGUGCAACGGGAGUGUACCCCUGGAGAAGGGCCCACUCCAGGUCAUUGGUGAAAUAGCAAAAUCUGUUGGAACGGUCCCUUACGCAAAUGCAGAAAUGAGCCCUGAUGCUCCACAUGCAGAAGAAAAUCAGGAGGAGAAUAGAAAUUCUUUGGCAGAGGACAUAGUUCAUGGGGAUUUUGAUGGAGAGAAGCAAUGCAAAGAAAAGCGAGAGGAAAAUGAUGGGACACUACAGCAGGGAUCAGCUGAUAUCCAGGACAUGGGGACCGAUGGCCAGGAAUCAGAGGAAGGGCCAGGCAGCGAUGGGCUGCCUGUGGGCAGCAGGGAGACAGUGAUGGGAAUGGCAGCCAGCCCCAUUGAGGAGGCAGCAGAGACCCUCGCAGCCAGCACUGGUGGGAGGGGAAAUGCCACUGAGGAGGAGGAGGAGGACGAGGAGGAGGAGGAAGAGGAGGACACUGAAGAGGAUGAAGUUCAGGUGAUCGAAAUCAAGAAGGAGAACAGCGAGGCAUCCCAUCUAAAGCAGUAUGACAGCAGCAAGGAGGCAUCUCCCCUGACCACCCCUGGCUGGAACUCCCCAGUGGAGAAACCAGGGGAGCAGCCCAGCCUGGGGAAAAAAAAUGAUAUCUCCAGACACAGCUAUUCUAGGUACAACACAAUCUCCUAUCGGAGGAUUAGAAAAGGAAACACCAAACAGCGAAUCGAUGAAUUUGAAUCCAUGAUGCACUUAUAAACUGAGGUGAAGAAUUGCUUAAUGGGCCGAGUGUUCACUCUGGUUUUGAUUUUCUUUUUUGUUUCACCCAAGACAUGUCUCUUCACACAACAUGAGGUCACUGCUUUUUUCCUUUUUGUAUAUGAUAUCAUAAUACACUGUU
Strigops habroptila (Kakapo) is the source of this 1159-nucleotide messenger RNA. It is a transcript of the gene ERMN, whose product is annotated as ermin. Gene Ontology annotation, molecular function: actin filament binding. Gene Ontology annotation, biological process: regulation of cell projection organization; regulation of cell shape; actin filament organization. Bases 253 to 1017 code for a protein of 254 amino acids. The transcript has 3 exons. NCBI's taxonomy places the organism in Eukaryota, Metazoa, Chordata, Aves, Psittaciformes, Psittacidae. The record is from RefSeq and is a predicted model, not a curated record. Gene Ontology annotation, cellular component: internode region of axon; extracellular exosome; filopodium.